GCACAGGAGCCCGCCCAGCUAAAUCCCGGCGUUCACACACUUAAGCGAGAGCGUCGCUAUAGGUUCAUCCCCAGCCCCAACCCUGGUACCCAGCGGCAGAAAAAGCAGCGGCCCCGGCCUCGCGCUGUUGCAAGCCGGCUCCUUCUGCGCUCGCCGCCCCCCUUCCCCGGAGCGCCAGGCUCCCAUCGCCUUCCUCUUCCCCUCCCGACCCCCCGGCUUCCGCGCGCCGCCGGCCACUAACCCGCUCGCCACCAUGUCCGUAGAACUGGAAGAAGCGCUGCCCCUGACCCCGGCCGAGGAGGCUCCCGACGCCCCCGAGAAGAAACCGGCCAGCAAGAAGGCCAAGGCGGGCUCGUCGUCGCUGUCGCCCUCCAAGAAGAAAAAGAACAACAAAAAGAAGAACCAGCCGGGCAAGUACAGCCAGCUGGUGGUGGAGACGAUCCGCAAGCUGGGCGAGCGCAAUGGCUCAUCGCUGGCCAAGAUCUAUAACGAGGCCAAGAAGGUUCCUUGGUUCGACCAGCAGAACGGGCGUACCUACCUCAAGUACUCCAUCAAGGCCCUGGUGCAGAACGACACGCUGCUACAGGUGAAGGGCACGGGCGCCAACGGCUCCUUCAAGCUCAACAAGAAGAAGCUCGAGGGCGGCGGUGACAAGAAGGGCUCGGGCUCGGCCGCCUCGCACCACAAGGCCAAGAAGGCCACGGCCUCGGCGUCCGCCUCGGCGCGGCGGAGCGACAAGAAGCCGGCCAAAGCCAAGAAGCCCGAGAAGCGGUCCCACAAGAAGGGCGCUGGCGCGGGGGGCGGAGGGGGCAGCGGUAAGAAGGACAAAGGCAAGGCCAAGAAGGCGUCCUCGUCCGGGGGAAAGAAGGUGAAGAAGUCGGCUAAGCCCAGCGUGCCGAAGGUGCCCAAGGGCAGGAAGUGAGGGAGCCGGGGCCCAGGUGGGGGAGGAGGAGGCAGACGAGAUGCUCCGGGGCGCUAGGGCUGCCCAGCCGGGGGAGGGGGCGGGGUGCUCGCCCCGCUCUUCCCCGCCUCCGUCUCUACUGCCCCCUAGUUUUUCCCCCCGCCUCCGCUCACCCUGCGUUACCCAAGCUGUGACAGUCGCCACCCACCGAGUGCUCUCCCUCCGCCAUGAACUGAGCGAGCCGACCGGGGACCGAGAUCGGGUGGAGAGGCUCUGACUCGCCGCCCAGUCGCCAAAAUGGUUAUUUUUGUAGCGAUUUGCUCGGGGGUGGGGGAGGGGACUUUUUUUUUUUAAGCCCUUUGUGUAGGUUUUGUACUGUUUGUUUACAGGGCAGCCCCAGGACUCUGUCCCGGCCUGAACCUCGGGGGUCCCGGGGACCGGGGGGGGAUGGGAUGCGGGGACGUAUCCGGAUGCCUUUCUGAGUUACCCUCCCACAGCUUAGCCUUUUCCCAUCCCCGCCCCCGGCUGCAGUAGCUAUUUUUUUGUUGUUGUUUGCUUUAGAAUUUUGAAACAGCCUCGGCGACGCCCCUAUUGGCUCUCGCCAUUGGCAACAGGACGGUCGCCAUGGCGACGGGUCCUUGGGCUCCAAUUGUUGGAGCCUGCGCGCGCGCGGGGGGGAGGGGGGAGGGGCGGGCGAGGCCGCUGGUUGGCUGUGGGUCUCCUGGCGCUCAGAGAAGGGGUGGGACGGCUGGGGAGGCGCCCCACCUUUCUCCCCCGGGGCCGGGCCCGCGCCCCUCCGCUCCAGGGCGUGGGGGCUGGGGUGAUGGGGACCAGGGCUCCCCGCUGAUGUGUGGGGGCCCGGCAAGAACUUGAUGCCUUUUGUGCGCAGUGUACAAUCGCUCGGGGCCGUGGCCUCCCCGGCACGGGGCCCUCGGCGCUUUCACUUGUCCUCGUUGGCCUUUUCUAUUUUUUUUUUUUGGCUCAAUAAAUUGUUUAAACAUUU
This is a messenger RNA of Phascolarctos cinereus (koala), 1904 nucleotides long. It is a transcript of the gene H1-10, whose product is annotated as H1.10 linker histone. Gene Ontology annotation, biological process: nucleosome assembly. The record is from RefSeq and is a predicted model, not a curated record. NCBI's taxonomy places the organism in Eukaryota, Metazoa, Chordata, Mammalia, Diprotodontia, Phascolarctidae. Gene Ontology annotation, cellular component: nucleosome. Gene Ontology annotation, molecular function: structural constituent of chromatin; DNA binding.